This is a messenger RNA of Penaeus indicus, 1317 nucleotides long. RefSeq lists its product as uncharacterized. The record is from RefSeq and is a predicted model, not a curated record. Lineage: Eukaryota; Metazoa; Arthropoda; Malacostraca; Decapoda; Penaeidae. Bases 74 to 1105 code for a protein of 343 amino acids. The transcript is spliced from 3 exons.
AGGAAGACGCAGUUGCAACCCCAGCUUCAUCUACUGAAGACGACGAAUUAGGCUUUUAAGCUUUGACUGCGAGAUGCUGUUAAAAGGGAUAGCUCUUAUCCUGCUUGGCGUGUGCGCCGCCUCGGCCGACCGGGACCUCGGCAGCUUCGUGGCUGGACGCCCCACCAACCAUGGGGUUCCGGGCGUUCAGACCUUCGGAGGCGUGCCCUCCUUCCAGCGGCCGCAAGUAGACCCGCGACCCCCAAGCUUCCAGCGGCCGCAGGUGGACCCACGGCCUCCAGUCUUCAGCCGAUACGUGCGGUCCACCAGCCACCAGCAACUGCCGCCAAAGAGCGAGCUGCUGAGGCCUUUCCCUCGGCCGGGGGCACCGCAACCGCUCCCCGGGACUCUCCCGCAAGGCAGUGACGGAGACCAGAGGCUCAACAGACCCACUCGCCCAGGUGGUAUUCCUGGCACAGGCGUCGGUCUCCCCGAGCCCCUGCCUGGCCCCCUGCCCCAGGGCCCGCAGACGCUCCCCGCGCCUCUGCCCGGGACGCCCAUCGUCCUCCCGGGAAUCCUACCGGUGAUCCCAGAGACCCUGCCGGCCACGCUCCCGGAGGACAAGGCCGCGCCCCUGCCGCCCAAGUCUCAGCUCACCAAGCCGGCCUCUCACCCUCAGCCCCUUCCAGCUGCUCUCCCUCAGGGCGUCCAGACCCUGCCCGCUGUGCUUCCAGGUCGCCCCCAGACGCUCCCAGCUGACCUGACGGAGGAGAAGACCGCCCCCCUGCCUCCUAAGUCAGAGCUCACCAAGCCGGCCUCUCGCCCUCACCAGACCGAGGACGACGAUGGCUUCGCCCCACUUCCAACGGGCCCUCAGGUCCAGCCCAGACCGCCUCCCGGGGACCUUACCAAGCCCGCCCCCCGACCACCUCGCCCGCAGGUGCAGCCCACGCCCCCGUCAGGCUUUCAGCCCGUGCAGACCCUGCCAGCGGAGCUUCCAUCAGACAAAACAGCGCAGCUUCCUCCCAAAUCGGAGCUUCUGAAGCCCGCCCCCCGACCGCCCCGCCCGCAGGUGGACCCAAGACCCGCCCCGGGACAGCUCACCAAGCCAGCCGCUCAACCCUAGGGCUUCAAGAUGCGUCCCGUUUAACUCUUGUAAAGUCAGCUGCAUGCCGUUACCAAGCAACAGAUUGAUACACGUACUUAAAGAAAAAUAUUAUGUGUCACAGCAGUUGAAUCACACCAGUCAUGAUUUACUUAACUGAAUAUAAAAUGCAAAUAUUGCAGCACUUUUUCCGUUGUUGUAUUUAUAUAGAAUAUAAAAGUAUGAUAACCAAA